This is a messenger RNA of Ceutorhynchus assimilis (cabbage seed weevil), 4396 nucleotides long. The record is from the annotation of a GenBank genome assembly. Lineage: Eukaryota; Metazoa; Arthropoda; Insecta; Coleoptera; Curculionidae.
GCACAAAUAGCCUGUUGACGUUUUCAAUUAAUAGAUUCAGUGUUCCCGUCUUUUUCUAUCGGCCUGUUGGAAACUGAAAGAAAUAUAUAAAUUACCGCCCAGACACUAAACCAAGUUAAAAACUUCACUUUCGUUGGCUUGACAUGAAAUUCUAUGCAUGCAUGAAACUGUGCGAUUCAAAAUGGCGCGUGAUCCUGGUUUCUUAAAAAUAAGUGUAAUAUAAUAAACCUUUUAUAUAAGUGGAAGGUGGAACUGUUAGGUGUAAAAUAGCCUUUGAAACACUGCAUGUUAUAUAGAUAAAAAUAAAAAACAGUCAUUAAGCUACUGCAAUCAUGACGAACAUGCUACAACCAGAACUGGAUAUUGAUUUAUCAAAUCUUGAUAUCAAGGAAGAACCUAUAGACAUUUACCCAGAAGAUUCGGCAGAUCUACUUUUCCUGGAUCUAAAUAUCAAAGAAGAGAUAAAGGAGGAAAUAGCAGAUACAUAUUUUAACAACAAUGUGACAGAUGAACAAUAUGCAUCAAUAGGACAGCCAAAUACUGCGAACUUAGACCAUUUCAAUCACGAUCAUGCAUCAUUAUUUAUGAAAGAACAACCGAACGAACUAUCUACUACUGAAACUGAUAGUGAUAUAUCUAUAAACGAUAUAUUAUCACCAAAAGCUCCUUUAACGCAACUUUCUAGACCAACUUUAACUCAAACUGAAAUAUCUGAAAAAAUAGAAGACAUUACAUCAGAUAUUAACAAUCAUAUUUCUGAACAUAUAUUAAAGUCUGGAAGAAAAUCAUGUUUUGCAUUUCAAAAAGAAAAUAAAAAUGAUGAGGAAUCUAAAGCAAUGGUUGAAGAUGGCAUGAUUCCCCCAAUUGAUGGUGAAUCAAAAUCCAGUUCUAAAAUAAUUAGGCAAUCACCAGUAAGAAACCAAGAAAUCAAAAAUUUGUUGAAUGCUGAAAGUCUUGACAAGAAAAAAUUGAGUAGAUAUCAAUACAUUGAACUAAAUAGAUUGAAGAUUGAUAUGGUAGUGGGAAAAAGGAGGAGAAGCAAAAGUAUCAAUUCAGAUGAAGAAAAACCAUCAUUAUCAUCAGCUGCAAACCAAACUACUUCAGGCAGAAAUUCUACUAAACAUCAAGUAAAAUCAAUUCACUCUGACCAGAUGCCAUAUCGUCAUAAGUUUCUUGAUGUACGCAGUAGAUCUCUGAUUAGGCCCAAACUGGAACCUGUUUUAACUGAAGCUAACACACCUGAAAGCCCUGAGGGGUCCGUUGACGAAUCUUUGCUACAGGAUAAUACAUAUUCAUGUUCUAAAUGUUCGUUUACAUCAGAUAAAAAAAGAACUAUCAUCAAUCAUGAAUAUCAGCAUCAUAUUCUAACAAAUUCCUCCAUUUAUAAGUGUGCUUUUUGUAGUCAAACAUAUACUAGACGUUCUCUUAUUUUGCAUAUGAAAACUAUGCAUCCACAACAAAAAUAUAAUAUUUUAGACAAAGAUAUCGUAUACAAAUGUCCAGAAUGCGAUUAUUUAGCUGAUUCCAGUUUACUUUUAAGUCAGCAUGUGAAAUCUCACAAAUCUCUAACACUGGAGUGUCCAUAUUGUGAAUAUAAGUCUACACCCAAAGAUUUAAGCCUGCACAUAAAUAUUUGCAAGAUGAAUAAUACAAUUUUGAAAUGUUCAAACAUCAAUUUAGAAGAGCAGAUAGACAGCAAGCAUAAUUCUGGUAAAUUCAAUUGUGAAAUAUGCGCAUUUAGCUGUGACGAUGUUGAAUUGUUCAAUUUACACAAUUUACUACACGGCCAUUACAAAAAAAAGAUUUCAAAGUCUUGUCCGUAUUGUGGUCUUAGAACAACUGUGAAGAGCCUUGAAAAACAUAUGUACCUAAUUCACAACAUAGGAAUUGAAGGUGUCGAGAAAGAAGAAAAUGAUUUGACAACAUUAAAAUGUACUAAAUGCUCUUUUAGCACUAAACUGCCUGAAGAGCUAAAAUCACACAUGAAAAGUCAUAAUAAUUAUGAAAAAUUAGAAGAGGAUAUUUUCAAAUGCAAAAAAUGUUCUUUUGAGAAUGAUGUGCUGUCAGUCUUUCUUGAUCAUCAGUUGACACAUCAACCAAAUAACGAGAAAAAAACUAAAUAUAAUCCCAAUUUUUCUUUGAGUGAGCUUGAUGUGCAUAUGGAUAAACACAAAUACACAAGCUCCCAAGGUGCCUUAAAAUACCAAAGAAGUUUAUCUGAAAUGGAAAUCGCCUUACCUGAUGAGCUGAGCUUGAAACAAAAUUAUUUAAUUGAUCAUGACUAUUCAAAACUGCAAUUAGAUUGCGUGGAAGACGAUCCAGGAGCCCUUACAGCUGAUAACUCUCACUUACAAAACCAAACAUCUUGUCAAGCUCAGCUAAUAUCCCCGCAGGAACUUCCUUUACACAAACAAGUUCAUUCAAAAAAUGACAAUGAAAAUGACUACGUACCCACGAUGACGGAACACGAAAAGCAAAUUAAAACCGACGAUAAAAACGAUCACAAAUGUAAAUCAUCUGACCACAAAGAAGUUGAAAGUGUGUGUCGAAUGAAACAACUCGAUGUUCUCAACCGUGGCCCAUAUAGAUGCGACAAAUGUUCAUUUAGUGCCAGACUAAAGCAUUACUUGUUUCGUCACCAGAGAACGCAUCAACAAAAUCAACCAAUUGGAAUGUGUUCUUAUUGUCCUUUCAGGAGUACACGUAGACAACUCAGGGAUCAUGUGAGACGCAUUCAUGCAGGUGGGGCACGGUCUAAGAAAGCUCAAGUAAACAAUCCAGCUCAUGUGGGAGAAAUUUCCAAUAUUGAAAAUUCUCUCAAUAAUGUGCCCAUCAAUGGAGAAACAAACCCGCGUUUUUAUUGUUCGCAUUGUCCAUACUCCACUAACUUGAGGAUAAAAAUGAAUUCACAUAUUGAAAAAGAACAUCUCAAUUCAGUUCAAAGAGACGCAGUAGAUAGCAGUAGUUUAUCUCUUGGUUCAAAACCUACUUCACACAUUUUCAAUUGCCCAUUGUGCCCAUUCACCACUGAUUUGAGAAUUAAACUCAAUCGCCAUGUGAAGAAAGCACAUCCAAGCGUCAAAUUAAUUAAUUGUACUAUUUACCAGUGUACUUUUUGUUCUUGGAGGACAUCAGUAGAAGCCCUAUUGAAAAGACAUAGGAAUGCCCACUUUUUAUAUAACCUACCGAUUUUCAUGUGUCAAUACUGCAACUUUAAAGGCAGUAAAAAUCACGUUAUUCGAUUUCACAGUUAUUGCACCUUGCCGCCAAAAUGUCGGACACUACCGCCACUAAGAGUGGCGUUGAAUUGUCCAAUUUGUUCUUUUUCUUGCUAUUAUCCUGCUGAUCUCAAAAGGCAUGCACAUGAUCAGUGCCAAAAUUUCGAAAAGCCUUAGAGGAGUUAUGAUUUAAAAAAAAAAAUGUACUUUAUUGAAUUGUCUUAAUACGUGAGGUGAAGAUUCAUCAUAAAAGAACAAGCUCAUCAUGAAAUGUGAACGAAGAAACCGAAACAUCUUGCAGUUUCUCUCUUUUCCAUUUUCCCCCGCAACGCAACAUUAUGCAAGGAAACCUUAAAAGUUUUGAAUCGGCUACCAAAUCAAAUAUUUAAAGCACUCAUGGAUUGUGUAUUAUUUCCUUUCCAAACCACAAAAUGCGAUGGAAUGCGGGAUUUGUUUUUCAAAAUAUGUAAAAUAAGAAAAAUCUUCUUUUCUGAUGGCUUAUUGUAUCUUCGAGUUUCGAUGAUAUUGAGUGCUAUGAAUAAAAACGAAGUACUUUUGCUACUACUACAAGUAUUAGUAUAUUCUACGCAGUAUUUACUUCGAAAAGAAGCAUUUAAUAAUUUUCACUGGUUUCGAAGUGUAGUAUCUUCUUCGUUUUUAAGUAGAUACUACGGAGAAUCUACUAAUACUUGUAGAAGUAGCAGAUACUUCGUUUUUAUUCAUACCACCCAUUGACACACAAAGACAAUAAUUCAAAAUGAUGUAUCAUUUUGAUGGGUAAAAUGUAAUUUUUUUUGUAGCUAUCAAGGCUGUAUUUAAUCUGUAUUCAAUUUCAUUUAAAUAAGAUGCUUAUGCAGCUUUUGUAUCUUAGGUAUUUGUUUUAUUCUUAUUUAUUUUGAACAAUUGAGAUUUAAGUAGUUCACUAUAAUUCAUUAGUUUUCAUUUGAUUUAUCAGUUGAAAAGUUUUUUCUGUAUUUAAUUUAAUUAGAUGUUUAUGUACAAGAUGAUUUAUGUAGCCCAUGCAUUAACUUGCUGAUUAGAUGCUAUUUCUUUCUGCACCUGCUAACUGAAAAACUUCGAAUGCCCGGGCUACGUAAAUCCGGGCGUAUUGUAUAUUAGAUUUUUUUUUUUAAAUCAUUUGGAAUUUUUUCAUUAUUAAAGAAAUAAAAAAUUGUCAA